UAACAUUUACAUGUAUGUAUGAUAUUAUUGAUUGAGAGCUCUUCUUAUUAAUUACGAGUAUUUGCAAAUGGAGGAUUUGUUAUCUCAGAAAGUUGAAGUAUCUGAUCUCAACAAAGGAGACCAUGUAUACACUUGGAGAAAGUGUGGAUUCUACAGUCACCACGAUGCAGGCAUCUUCAUUGGAGAUGGCAAAAUCAUUCAUUUUGUGCAAACAAAUAAGUCUGCAAUUCUUGCUUCUUCCUCUGAGAGCUCAGAUCAUAGUGGUGAAUACACUCCUUGCCUCGACGAGUCGUAUUGUAGAUCAGAGACAGUACCCGGAAGUGGAGUAAGGAUUACUUGCAUAGCUUGCUUCGUUAAAAAUAAAAAACGCUUCCUUUACAGAUACAAAUACAAUGCAAGUAGCAAGUUCCUUAUUGCCAAAGUUAGAGCUGGAACAUGCACCACAGCAAGUUCAGAUCCACAAGAAACAGUUAUGCAUAGAGUUAAUUAUUUGUACAAAAAUGGGUAUGGAGAGUAUCAUCUGAAGAAUAACAACUGUGAAGAUUUUGCACUUUAUUGCAAGACCGGUCUAUGGAGCAAUGAUAAAGAUCGUCAAGGGAGGAGUAGCCAAGCCAAUAUGGUAGACGGAUACCUGGAAUUAGUUGAAGAGCUUAUGCAGGGAGGUCCGAUAGAUCAUGCAUCACUUAUACCGCGGUUAGCAAUGGUUGUACCAAAAUCUUUUGCCAAGAGAGAGAAGAAUGAUUUGGGCAAUCGCAGGGAUGUUGUCAAGGUUGAUGUAAAGGAAUUGUCUUCUUUUAUAAGCUCUUUAAAUUAAUGAAAGGUAUACAAAUAGAUGCAUAAUAUAAUAACUAUGUAAACUAUACGAUUUGGUAGUAUAUUUGUGUGUGAAUUAUAUGAAUCAAAUAAAUGUUAGAAUAUGAUCACGUACGUAAAA
Erigeron canadensis is the source of this 934-nucleotide messenger RNA. Its product is annotated as protein LEAD-SENSITIVE 1-like. NCBI's taxonomy places the organism in Eukaryota, Viridiplantae, Streptophyta, Magnoliopsida, Asterales, Asteraceae. The coding region runs from base 68 to 814 and encodes 248 amino acids. The transcript has 2 exons. The record is from RefSeq and is a predicted model, not a curated record.